GCUAUGUUUAGUUUUCGCAGCGCCGAGCACAGCUGUUAGUUGGGGUUAUAUGCUUAAUAAACAAAACUUAUCAGCUGUUGCAACUUUUAUUUGUAAGCUUUUGUUUAUUUGUCAACCAAAAUGGACAAUUAUCCACAAAAGUUAGUUGAUCAGUAUUUAAAGGCUUCGAAUAAACUCAAAAAGUUUGAUAGAGUCGUUUUCAAACGCUUUGCGCCUAAUGUCACCGAGGUGCUGGAGGAGUUCGGACGUUUGGCGUCACGUUUCGAGGAGGCUGGUAUCUUUCAGUAUGCUGCAAUGUGUCACUUAGGCGUUGCUAAGUGUGAGCUGUCUGCAGGAAAUGUGAUCAACGAAUGCCAAGCUUACCUGAGAGCAGCUCGCGCUUUCAUGCGCGUACACAAUACAAACGCUGCACUGCAACUCCGUUCCAGCGGGGGCGAAUUUAAGGAGGGUGCAUUGCGUUGUUACUGUCAAGCAUUGGAACGUUGUGCCGAUGACACGGUUUUGAAGGCGGCUAUAAUCCGUGAAAUGUCACCGCUGCAGCCACAUUAUGAUGGCUGCAGUAGUUUUGCUUCCCCUGCACAUAGAAUAUUUGAGCUAGAAGUAGCAGCACAUGCAUCAGUAGAACAGAGAGAUUUUCUCAGCGCACUUCACCAGCUCGAUGAUAUAGUAGAUAAUAUUUGCGAGCGCAAACAGCAUGAAUUGUAUGCAGAUCUGCUGCAGCGUGUAGAAAUAUUACGAUUGCUUUUGUUGAUGGCGUUAAACCUGCCACCAGCGCGGCAGUCACCAUCACAUAUUAAGCUAAUGGAAUAUUAUGGGCGAUUGGCGGAUCUCGAGAAUGAAAACAAGGCGGGCGCAAGUUCGCCGCUUGCAGAGAUAGGUGGAAAUCACUAUAGCACAGGCACUUAUGUGCCGCCAGAAAUGAAAUGGGAGCUGUCGGAAAUAGUGUUAGCCUGGAAGGAAUGCCGAAUAACAGACUACAAAGUAAUGCUAAAUCAGUUUGUGGCAAAAUUUAAUGCGCUCAAUGAGGCACAUCGGCAUGUAGCGCGAUGUAUAUGUGAGAAGUUGGAGGAAAAAUAUUGAGGAGGACAAUAAGUGGGUGGUUGGGAAAGAAACAAAAUUUGUUGUUAAUCAAAUAAGCGCAUUAAUUAUUUUCAUGCAUAUUUUAAUAAAUGUUUAUUGACAGUGAACGUUAUUGUUUUAAUUAACUCAGCUAGUUGCAUUUAAUACGAAAGAGUGCAAGGUUGGUAAAUCGAUGAUCGUUUUCCAAGCGUGUGGCUCAUUUUAUACUGUUAUUUAUAUUUCCCUUUAAACAAAAAAAACGUUAUUUGUGUAUGAAUGCCUGCAAAUUUUAUUUAUUCUCAAUGUGUUUAUUACACUCAUCAUUUGUUGAAAGCUUUUGGCAUACAUUUUUCUUCUAUUGCCGAUUAAAUACAAUUUCAUUUCACUUGAUUUCUAUUAUCCGAAUAUAAAAAAAUUCAUCUUCUAAUAUGUAACCUAUAGGUUUAUGUUCACUUUAUAGCAAACCUCAUUUUUCAAAGGCAGUAGUUUUGCCCAUUAGUGUUCAGAAAAA
Messenger RNA from Rhagoletis zephyria (snowberry fruit fly), 1570 nucleotides. It is a transcript of the gene Hap40, whose product is annotated as Huntingtin-associated protein 40 kDa. NCBI's taxonomy places the organism in Eukaryota, Metazoa, Arthropoda, Insecta, Diptera, Tephritidae. The record is from RefSeq and is a predicted model, not a curated record. Gene Ontology annotation, biological process: vesicle cytoskeletal trafficking. Gene Ontology annotation, molecular function: protein binding. Gene Ontology annotation, cellular component: early endosome.